Messenger RNA from Rotaria sp. Silwood2, 462 nucleotides. NCBI's taxonomy places the organism in Eukaryota, Metazoa, Rotifera, Eurotatoria, Philodinida, Philodinidae. The record is from the annotation of a GenBank genome assembly.
AUGCUUCGUUUUACAAUUUUACUCAUAUGUGUUUUAGCACCAAUCACUAUCUCUAAAACGAUAAAAGAUCCAAGAUGCUGUACAAUAUGUCGUAAUCAUUGUCAAUAUGGUAAUGUAUUAGAUAAAAAAGGUUGUCCAACUUGCAGAUGUAAGCUAAGUCCUUGUGGAAACAGACACGCUCCAUUGCCAGGUUACUUUUGUGGUCGUGGUCCUACUCAUAAAGAUUGUCCAUCGAACUAUAUAUGUGUUAUUGCACCCAAUGAUGCUUAUGCUGUUUGUUGUCGUUCUUAUCAUCAACCUGUAACAAGACCAGUGAGAACAACUAAAAAGCCAGGUUCAUGUCCACCAUCACUCAAUAAGAUAGGCGCUUGUUAUGCUGAGUGCACAACUGAUAUUGAUUGUCCACGAAAUCUCAAAUGUUGUGGUAAUUGUCCUCGUGUAUGUGUUGCACCAUCACAUUAA